This is a messenger RNA of Alosa alosa (allis shad), 2769 nucleotides long. It is a transcript of the gene dvl1a, whose product is annotated as dishevelled segment polarity protein 1a. NCBI's taxonomy places the organism in Eukaryota, Metazoa, Chordata, Actinopteri, Clupeiformes, Clupeidae. The transcript is spliced from 15 exons. The coding region runs from base 276 to 2597 and encodes 773 amino acids. Gene Ontology annotation, biological process: intracellular signal transduction; canonical Wnt signaling pathway. Gene Ontology annotation, molecular function: frizzled binding. Gene Ontology annotation, cellular component: cytosol. The record is from RefSeq and is a predicted model, not a curated record.
CUAAACUCAAUGUAGCUGGGAUGUGAACCGUCCCUUCCUGUUUGACUGCCGACCGAGCCACCGUAUUGAGAGGCACAACGAAGCCGCAAUAGACUCGACAAUGCCUGGGACUGAAUAUGCUGUCAAAGACAGGAUUAUUUGUUUUCCGACGUGAUCUUGACAAUUAUACAUGUUGACAUGUUUGAUUUGCGAUGUUUACUCGAUAGAUAGCUAGGCUAUAUUUUAUAUUUCGCUGUCACUAUCCGUGUUCCUCUGAUUGUCCUAUUCACAUUCUCAUGGCGGAGACUAAAAUUAUAUACCAUAUUGACGAGGAGGAGACUCCUUAUUUAGUGAAACUGUCGGUUCCUCCUGAGAAAGUAACGUUGGCGGAUUUCAAAAAUGUCCUCAACAAUCGUCCGGUCAAUAGCUACAAAUUCUUCUUUAAAUCUAUGGAUCAGGAUUUUGGGGUCGUCAAAGAGGAGAUUUCUGAUGAUAACGCCAAACUGCCCUGCUUCAAUGGGAGAGUGGUGGCCUGGCUGGUGCUGGCAGAAAGCUCCCAUUCGGAUGGCGGAUCUCAAUGCACAGAGAGCCACCCCGAGCUUCCGCCUCCUCUGGAAAGGACAGGAGGCAUCGGUGAUUCCAGACCCCCUUCUUUCCAUGCCAACGCUGUGAGCAGUCGGGAUGCCCUGGAUGCAGACACAGGCACGGAGUCGCUGCUCAGCCAACGCCGGGAGAGGGAGCGUGACCGCGCCCGCCGGAGAGCCCACAACGCAGAGAUCUCCCGGGUCAACGGGCACUCCAAAACCGAUCGUGGCGCCCGCGACUCAGCCAUGGGCUUCGACAGUGCCUCCAUGAUGAGCAGCGAGCUGGAGUCCAGCUCUUUUGUGGACAGCGAAGAGGACGAAGACACUAGCAGACUCAGCAGCUCCACAGAGCAGAGUUCCUCCUCUCAGCUCAUGCGUAGGCACAAACGGCGGAGACGGAGGCAGAAAGUGGCCAAGAUGGACCGGUCGUCUUCGUUUAGUAGCAUCACCGACUCCACUAUGAGCCUCAACAUCAUCACUGUCACUCUCAACAUGGAAAAGUACAACUUCCUGGGCAUCAGCAUAGUAGGCCAGAGCAACGACAGGGGGGACGGAGGAAUCUACAUCGGUUCCAUCAUGAAGGGCGGCGCAGUGGCUGCUGAUGGCAGGAUCGAGCCCGGCGACAUGCUCUUACAGGUUAACGAUGUGAACUUUGAGAACAUGAGCAAUGACGACGCUGUGAGGAUUCUGAGAGAAAUUGUGUCCAAGCCCGGUCCCAUCAGUCUAACCGUGGCCAAGUGCUGGGACCCGUCCCCUCGAAGUUACUUCACUAUCCCCAGAGCUGAACCAGUGAGACCCAUUGACCCUGCUGCCUGGAUCUCCCACACCACAGCACUGACUGGGCCUUAUCCUCACUAUGAACUCGAUGAUCUGCCUCUCUCUGUGAAUAAAACGGACAUGGCGACCAUCGUGAAGGUGAUGCAACUCCCAGAUUCUGGCCUGGAGAUUCGUGACCGGAUGUGGCUGAAAAUCACUAUCGCUAACGCCAUCAUAGGUGCGGAUGUGGUAGACUGGCUGUACACGCGAGUGGACGGCUUCAAGGACCGACGGGACGCGCGCAAGUACGCCAGCAGCCUCCUGAAGCAUGGCUACCUGAGACACACAGUCAACAAGAUCACUUUCUCCGAGCAGUGCUACUACACCUUCGGGGAUCUGUGCCAAAACAUGGCGUCUCUCAACCUAAACGAAGGCUCCAGUGGUGGGGCCUCGGAGCAGGACACCCUGGCCCCUCUCCCCCCUCCCGCCACCAACCCGUGGCCCCUAGGCGGUCAGCCGUACCCUUACCCGUACCCCAGCGCCCCGCCCACCUUCCCGCCUGGUUACUCUGACCCGUGCCACAGCUUCCACAGUGGCAGCGCUGGCAGCCAGCAAAGUGAAGGUAGCCGAAGCAGCGGCUCCAACCCCAGCGCUGGGACGGGGACUGGACGCCGGCCUUCCCCGAGGGACAAGGAGCCCAAGUUGGCGUGCGGAGGCAGUGGCGUUGGCGUCGGUGGCGUCGGCGUAGGGGGCAGCGAGUCCGAGCAGGGCACGUGGGGUUGCCGGCGGCCGGGCAACCGCUCGGCCAGUCAGCUGAGCCACCAUAGCAGCCACGCCCACUCCCACUCCCACUCGCAGUCCCACCGGAGCCAAUGCCCAUCGCAGCACAGUUACGCCUUCUCCUACAGCCACGCCAUCCCCUCCGCCAUCACCGCCGGCGGCCCGCCCAACCACCACCAACACCACCAACACCACCAACCCCACCACCACCACCACCAGCAGCAGCAGCAGCAGCAUCAGCAGCACUCGGCGUCCUGCAGUCACAGCGAUCGGAGUCACGCGUCCUCCUACGGGCCCCCAGGCCUGCCGCCUCCCUACUGCAUGGCCCGCUACGCGCCCAAGGCCUCGGCCCCCUCGGCAGCGGCGUCCAGCAACAGCCCCCCCGGGGCGCCCCCGGUGCGCGAGCUGGCCGACGUGCCGCCCGAGCUGACCGCCAGCCGUCAGUCCUUCCAGCACGCCAUGGGGAACCCCUGCGAGUUCUUCGUUGACAUCAUGUAACAGGGGACAGUGCCUUUUUUAUUAAAAAAGACAGGACGUUAAGGAGCCCAGCACAAGGUAAUGCUUCAGAUCUGCUGCACAAGCCCCAGUCCCCAGGCCCCACAUGCAAACAGACACACACACACACCAAUACAUGUGCAGAUCUUCACACACACACACACACACACACACA